UCAUGUUUGACAACAAGCCCGAGCCACUGAGAUUCUGAAGACUGUACUGUCUUUGCCAAGGCUACGUGUAUUUUGGGAAGCUAUUUUGCCCCCUAGACUCGUCCAACGAUGGCUAAAUUACAAUAUCUGAAUGUGUAUCUAACUGAGCGUUUGAUGCAAGCUGCCGAGGAGAUUCUUAGAGUGGUCGGAGACACAAUCUCUGAGUACCAGGAAGAAAUAGCCCGGACAAAGCGAGAAAACCAAUACCUGAAACGCCACUUGAUCACACCGGUCUUACCGGCUCCUCAGCCCAUUCUCUCUUGUGUCUCAGAGCAGCAAACUCCCCCUGAGCAACAGCGCUGUGAGCAGGAGUGGAGCCCAAGUCUGGGGCAGGAGGACACAGAGCACACACAGAUUAAAGAGGAACAGGGUGAACUCAGGACCCGUCAGGAGGUAGAGCAGAUUCAAGGGCCGGAGGCUGAUACCAAAGAAGACUCCAUAACCAUUCCUCUCUGUGUGAAAGGUGACUGUGAUCAGGAGCCACCUCAGUCCACACAUCUUCUCCAAACUGUGGAGAACAGAGAGAAGUACUCUCUACUGACCAACACAACUGGACAGAUCAAAACAGAACCUGAUGGAGAGGGCUAUGGAGUAUCACUAUCAGAACCAGCCAGUGACUCCCCUCAGUCUCAGCCCCUCUCUGCAGUAAAUCCAGACUGUUCUAGAACACAGAGUGAGAACACUGAAAGUGUUCCGAGAGAUCCAGAAAGGAGACCAGAGGACGACACACAGACACACUCAUGUACUCAGUGUGGUGCCGUGUUCUGUGAGCUUUCCCAACUGAAGGCACACAUGCUAUCCCACACAGUACCACACAGUGGUGACACUAGUCACAGGCAAAUCCUCUGCACAGUCUGUUGGAAGUCAUUCACAUCUACCAGUUACCUCAAGGUCCACCUGCGUUCUCACACUAAGGAUAAGCCCUUCCACUGUGGUGUGUGUGGCAAGAGCUUCAGCUACUCAGGCAGGUUCAGGGAGCACCAGCGCAUCCACACGGGGGAGAGACCAUACCGCUGCCACGUGUGUGGUAAACGCUUCAGCCAGUCAGUCCAUCUGAAGACCCACCUGAGGGUCCACACGGGGGAGAAACCCUACUCCUGUCCUGUCUGUGGGAAAGGAUUCAGUCAGUCCAGCCAUAUCAAGGGACACCUCAGAACUCACACCCGAGGAAGGUAGCACAAAGAUGCCUUGGAGUGGAAAGACCCUAUGAGGGGAUAGACAAAGCCUUUCCCUUGAGCAAUAUGGGAAGUCAUACUGAGGAGUCUAUGGUCUCAUUUCCAUGGCCUGUCUAGUUUGUUACUUCCCUGUCAAGAUAAAGGUUAAAUAAACUUGUUCUCAUAGUACCCAGCAUUUUGGAAGAGAAAGAGAUAGAACUGAAGAGAAGGAAUGUCUAAUUCUACAUUUAAUUGAAAGACUAGAGGACUAUAGAAUGUGUAAUGUUUUGCAGACUGAGGCACCUCAUGUCUGCAUUGAUUUGAGAGAGUUGCUUAAUAACAUGCUAUGAAAAUACUUGACUUGAACGCAUCCCCUUGUGGAUCAAUAUGUGACAUUAUGUUAGAGAGAAAUAUAAUGUUAAUUUCUUCCUCUUAAAUAUUUAAAUUGGAGCUGGUUGGUCUCCUUGCAAAUAAA
Molecule: messenger RNA, 1668 nt
Organism: Oncorhynchus masou masou (cherry salmon)
Lineage: Eukaryota; Metazoa; Chordata; Actinopteri; Salmoniformes; Salmonidae
Product: zinc finger and SCAN domain-containing protein 5B-like
Exons: 2
Coding region: 109-1215 (368 amino acids)
Biological process (GO): regulation of transcription by RNA polymerase II
Molecular function (GO): DNA-binding transcription factor activity, RNA polymerase II-specific; RNA polymerase II cis-regulatory region sequence-specific DNA binding
Source: RefSeq, a predicted model, not a curated record